CACAAAAAUUUCCGAUUCCAAUAUGCGAAUGGUGGAAUGACGCAAGUACGAUCAUAGCGUCUUAAUCCGAAGCAUCCAUUUUUUUUCCGAAGAAAUGGGAAAGCAAGAUUCUCCAAAAAGCCCUCGACCUCGUUCUUUAAUUCCCGACGAGUCCUCCGGUUUGAAUGACUGCCAGCUAAGAUGGACGGAGAUGCUAAAAAAUAGCGAUCCUUCUCUCGGUAGAAGGAUUUCUCAUUGGGAAAAAUCUACGUUGGUCGAAAAUUUCAAGAAUGAUAAUAGUGUUUUAAAGUACACUUCUUUUAAAGGAGUUUGUUCCGGUAAAAGGCAAAUACGGUGGCUUCGUAGGCAUACGAGGUCGAUUAUAUUCACUUUUACGUUGAUGGGUUUUUUCCUCCUCUUAGAUUCGUUGAUGUUCUCUCUUUUCGAUCCGAAAUUUCUCAAGAGUAGCCCACCUCCAAUAAACGAACAUUCACCAAAGGAAAGAAACGCCGGAUACGAAUAUGACCAAGAAAAAAGCCCGGUGAUGUAUUCUCGAUUAUUACAUAUGGCUGCUGUUUCUCUUACGGAGAGAGAUGUGGAUCGAGAAGAGACGAAAUUUUGGAAGGAAUCGUAUCCUCAGGUAGCUAUGUGGAAGCCCUGUGCAGAUAAGAAGCUCAAAAGGGCAGGGACAGUGAACAACCGAACCGGUUUUAUUUUGGUCAGUGCAAACGGAGGACUAAAUCAACAGAGAGUUGCCGUCUGUAACGCUGUUGCAGUAGCAUCUCUACUAAAUGCAACAUUAGUGAUUCCGAGAUUUCUCUACAGCAACGUAUGGAAUGAUCCCAGCCAGUUCGACGAUAUUUAUCAAGAAGAGACUUUUACGAACAUUUUAAAGGACGAUAUCGAUAUUGUUAAGGAGCUGCCUUCGUAUCUGAAAUCAAUUGAUCUCAAAUCCAUUGGGAGUUUAAUAACAGAUUCAGACCUUGCUAAGGAGGCAACGCCAGACGAAUAUAUAAAUAAUAUACUUCCGAUUUUACUGCGUAAUAAAAUCGUUCAUUUUCUCGGAUUCGGCAAUCGACUUGGCUUCGAACAGUUGCCUUCUCGUCUUCAGAAACUUAGAUGCAAAUGUAACUUCCACGCUCUAAAAUUCGCACCAAAAAUUCAGAAAACGGGCUCGUUAUUAGUGAAGAGGAUAAGAAAAUACGGGACCGAAAGGAGCAUGUUAGAAAAUCAGCUUCUCGGAAGCUUCAUCUCAAAUGUCGUCCCUAUUAAGAAAGAAGCAAGCCCUUCAAAAUACCUCGCUCUGCAUUUACGGUUCGAAGUCGAUAUGGUGGCUUACUCCAUGUGCGAUUUCGGAGGUGGUAUAAACGAGACUAAACAUCUUCAGUCUUACAGAGAAGAUCAUUUCCCUCUGCUCCUCGAACGCUUGAAAAAAACCGAACCAAUUCUUCCGGAAGAUUUGAGAAAGAUGGGGCGAUGCCCAUUGACACCAGAAGAAGCAGCUCUAGUUCUAGCUGGUCUCGGGUUUGACCGUGGGACUUAUAUAUAUCUAGCCGGGUCCCACAUUUACGGAGGAAAAUCAAGAAUGCUUCCUCUAAAAAGUCUCUACCCUAACCUAGUAACCAAAGAGGAUCUCCUCUCACCGAGCGAACUCGAACCUUUUAAUAAUUUCACUUCUCAGCUUGCGGCUUUGGACUUCAUUGCAUGUGCCGUUUCUGACGUAUUUGCAAUAACGGAUUCCGGGAGCCAGCUGUCGAAUCUAGUGUCUGGUUUCCGAACAUAUUACGGUGAAGGAAAUUAUCCCACAUUGAGGCCUAUCAAGAAGAGGCUAGCAGCAAUUUUGCAAGAAAACAGCACUAUAAAAUGGGGUAGUUUUGAUAACAGAGUAAAGAAGAUGAUCGAAGAAGGCCAAAGAGUUCGUACCAGAGAAUAUGGUAGAAGCAUUUAUCGACAGCCGAGAUGCAAAGAAUGCAUGUGCAAGCAUCACUAAUAGUACUUCUUCUUGCAUAUAUUGGAGCCGUAUUACUUUUUCGCGCGUGUGUGUGUAUAUAUAUAGAUAUUGUUUUCACUCGAUAGAUAAUAUAAAUACACGAAACGAAGACAAUAAUUUUAGUUUUAUUGGAUUAAACUCGAAUAACCCAAAUAAAGACGAGUUCAAAUAAAUGAAAAAAUUAAUGACAGAUGAGACUAAUCUGUCACACACUAAAAAA
Molecule: messenger RNA, 2189 nt
Organism: Erythranthe guttata (spotted monkey flower)
Lineage: Eukaryota; Viridiplantae; Streptophyta; Magnoliopsida; Lamiales; Phrymaceae
Product: O-fucosyltransferase family protein
Source: RefSeq, a predicted model, not a curated record